Molecule: messenger RNA, 1134 nt
Organism: Drosophila obscura
Lineage: Eukaryota; Metazoa; Arthropoda; Insecta; Diptera; Drosophilidae
Gene: p23
Exons: 4
Coding region: 127-681 (184 amino acids)
Biological process (GO): chaperone-mediated protein complex assembly; protein folding
Cellular component (GO): nucleus; cytosol
Molecular function (GO): Hsp90 protein binding; protein-folding chaperone binding
Source: RefSeq, a predicted model, not a curated record
UUGACAGCCAUCGAUACCAUCCACAUCGAUGCCGACAAUUAUUCAGCUAAAAAAAAUUUAGGCAAGGCAAUAAAUAAGUGCUCCGGCUUAUUAAACCCACUAACUAGAAAUCGAAUCAUCAACAGAAUGUCGGCAGCAGUAGGAUCAAUUCCGCCUCCAGUUUCCUGGGCCCAGCGAAGCGACUUGGUCUAUGUGAUCAUCGAUGUUGAGUGCAAGGACAUUGAACAGAAAGUGACAGAGAAUAGCUUCACCUUCAAGGGUGUUAACGCGCUGGAUGCGUCUAAGAAAUACGAAGUCACGCUCAACUUCUUUGGAACGGUUGAUCCCGAGAAGGUGAGCAGCAAGAACAUUGGGCGUUGCUUGGAAUUCACAAUACCCAAGAAGGCGAGCGGACCCUUCUGGCCCAGUCUGACCACGGACAAGACGAAGCUGCACUUCCUUAAGGCCAACUUUGCCAAGUGGCGCGAUGAGUCCGAUGAUGAGGAAGCAGGUGACGCCAAAGACAAUGGAAUGUUUGGCAACUUCCUGAACAACUCUGGUGGUGAUUGGAACAAUAAAUUCGACGACUUCAAUGUUGACGAUGAGGAGGAGGACUCCGAUGACAACAUCCCGAGCCUUUCCCAGAACGAUGAGGAAGAGGAGGAGACCGGCGAGGGCGACAAGAAGAAGCCGGCUGCUUAGAAAGUUUGCCGGUGUCAAGCAUUUUGGAGUAGUCGUAGCGUUAGCCGAGGCGCUUAUACCAUUAAGUCCACACAAACACACCAACACUCGCACUCUCUCUCCUACACACACCCACUCACACACAACACACAAAAAAAAACCAACCAACAGCAUCCAUAUAAAAACAUCCGCAUACGCAUGCGUACAUACACUAUUCCAAAAAGAAACCCAUUUAACUUAACUGAAUAUUGGCUGCGUAUUCAGGUGAGGCGAGAGAUGUUAACAACAAAAAGUAAGACGGAACAAGAAACGAAACAUUGGGCGCCGACAAGAAAACCAUAAGUUUUACGCUAGAAUUUAACAACAACCAGAGGAAAGCUACAACCAAUUCAUUGCAAAAAAUGUGUUUGCAGUUUAUUAUUUUUUGUUUCCUGUAAAUAAAGGAAAUUACAAUAAAUAAAACAAAAACGUAAA